Mangifera indica (mango) is the source of this 2139-nucleotide messenger RNA. RefSeq names its product phosphoinositide phospholipase C 2-like. The transcript has 9 exons. The coding region runs from base 153 to 1928 and encodes 591 amino acids. NCBI's taxonomy places the organism in Eukaryota, Viridiplantae, Streptophyta, Magnoliopsida, Sapindales, Anacardiaceae. The record is from RefSeq and is a predicted model, not a curated record. Gene Ontology annotation, molecular function: phosphatidylinositol-4,5-bisphosphate phospholipase C activity. Gene Ontology annotation, biological process: lipid metabolic process; phosphatidylinositol-mediated signaling.
CUUCCGAAUGCCGAUGCGUACAGAUUUCUGGAAACAUCCAAUAAAAAUUAUCCAACGACGUUCGUACGUUUGUCGUAUUGUCGUUUGUGAAUUUUCGUUUUAUCACUCACUCGCACACACCGUCUCUGUGGAGCUUGGAUCCAGCCGUCCUCAUGUCCAAACAGACCUACCGUGUGUGCUUCUGUUGCCGUCGCCGGUUCCAUGUAUCCGUAUCGGAGGCGCCGGAGGAGAUUAAGUCUUUGUUUGAUCAGUACUCGGAGAGUGGCAUCAUGACCGUUGAUCAUCUCCGACGCUUCUUGAUUGAGGUCCAGCAAGAAGCCAAUGUCACCAGAGAGGACGCCCAAGCUAUUUUUGAUGGGUUGCGUGAGUUCAAACAUUUGACCAUUCAUCAUCGAAGGGGCCUCAAUCUUGAGGCUUUCUUUAAGUACCUCUUUGGUGAUGCCAAUCCUCCGCUCUCUCCUUCCAUUGGGGUACACCAUGACAUGACUGCUCCUUUGUCUCAUUACUUCAUAUAUACGGGCCACAAUUCAUAUUUAACUGGAAAUCAGCUUAAUAGUGACUGCAGUGAUGGCCCUAUCAUACAAGCCUUGCAAAGAGGUGUGAGAGUAAUAGAAUUGGAUAUAUGGCCCAAUUCAAAGAAGGAUAACGUGGAUGUUCUUCAUGGAGGGACACUUACUGCUCCGGUGGAACUUAUUAGAUGUUUGAAGUCUAUCAAGGACCAUGCCUUUGUUGAAUCUGAGUAUCCAGUUGUUAUCACCCUAGAAGACCACCUUACUCCAGACCUGCAGGCCAAAGUUGCUGAGAUGGUGACUCAAACAUUUGGAGAUAUCCUGUUUACCCCUGGCUCAGAAAUCUUAAAGGAGUUCCCCUCUCCUGAAUCACUGAAGAGACGAAUUAUCAUAUCAACGAAGCCACCAAAAGAAUACCUCGAGGCCAAAGAAGCUAAGGAAAAAGAGAAUGCUGCUCAAAAGGGUAGCGGUGCAGCUGAUGAAGAAGCAUGGGGCAAAGAAGUGCCAAACCUUAAAUGUGUGGACCAUGUGCCUAGUACCAUUGACAAGGAUGAUUUGGAUGAAGGAGAUGACAACGAUAAUGAAGACGAUAAGUCCCAGCAUUAUGCUGCACCAGAGUAUAAACAUUUAAUUGCUAUUCAUGCUGGGAAGCCCAAAGGUGGACUAAAGGAAUGUUUGAAGGUUGAUCCUGAUAAAGUGAGACGUCUUAGCUUAAGUGAGCAACAGCUUGAAAAGGCUGUAGGAACUUAUGGAAAAGAUAUUGUCAGGUUUACUCAGCGAAAUAUUCUCAGGGUAUACCCUAAGGGUAUUCGCAUUGACUCAUCAAAUUACAACCCACUUAUUGGUUGGUCACAUGGGGCUCAGAUGGUUGCCUUUAAUAUGCAGGGAUAUGAUAGGUCUCUCUGGUUGAUGCAUGGAAUGUUCAGAGGCAAUGGCGGGUGUGGCUAUGUUAAGAAACCAGAUUUUCUUUUGAAGGCUGGCCCUCAUAAUGAGGUCUUUGAUCCAAAAGUUAGUUUACCUGUGAAAACAACCUUGAAGGUGAUCGUAUAUAUGGGUGACGGAUGGUAUCGCGAUUUUCCCCACACUCACUUUGAUGCAUAUUCCCCUCCAGAUUUUUAUGCAAGAGUAGGGAUUGCUGGAGUUCCCGCUGAUACUGUAAUGAAGAAAACAAGGACCCUAGAGGACAACUGGAUACCUGCUUGGAAUGAGGACUUUGAGUUCCCCCUAACUGUUCCAGAACUUGCUUUGCUUCGGAUUGAAGUUCAUGAGUAUGACAUGUCUGAAAAGGAUGACUUUGGAGGCCAAACAUGCUUACCUGUUUCCGAGUUACGUAGGGGGAUUCGUGCAGUUCCCCUCCAUGACCAGAAGGGGGAAAAGUACAAAUCGGUGAAGCUUCUUGUGCGUUUGGAAUUCAUUUGAUGCUUAUUAUCAGUUCUUGUCCAUAAGAUCUGGGAGAGAAGUACAAAGUUGUGAAGCCAUUUUUAAUUUGUCUAUAUUGUUGUGUUGUGUGGUUGCUUCUUGUUUAUCUAUGCAUAAAUGAGUAUUCUGCGUUGCUGUUAUAUGUUUGAGGAGCUGCCAAAAUAUUUGUGCUGUAAUUCUAAUAUGUAAUAUGACGAUAAUCUUAUCUGUA